AGAUUCUCCCCUUCGAAGUGCAGUGUGUGUCAGUGUCUGGAUGAGUGCUUCAGGGAAGAGUCUCCUGGGCCUGUGGCUCUACAGGAGCGGCGAGCAGGAGUGGGCCGUCAAGCAGGGCAGUCCAUUGCAUCAAAUCAAAAAGGAAUCCUCCUCCUCGGCUGCUGCUGCAUCCAAGGGGCAUGCAAAUCUCUCGCGUCACGCAUCGGCUCCCAGCGACAAGCCGCCGCGCUUGGCCAUCGGUGGCCCCGUGGAUUCCUCGCGUCAGCACUCGCCUGGCGAACGCAUUUCCAUCAUUUUCACACUUCGCAAUCAGGUGGGAAAUCUGGCGCGUGCCCUGCAGGUCUUCCAGGAGCUGGGCAUCAAUGUGCUGCACCUGGAGCUGUCGCCGCUGGAGAUGGCCACCAAUCAGGCGGAUGUGCUCGUGGACGUCGAGUGCGAUCCCCGUCGCCUCGAUCAGGUGGUGAAGAUGCUCAAUCGGGAGGUGGCAUCCGUCAGUUAUACGUCCGUGAAUGCCAGUCACAUGUCGCGAGCCCCGUCGCUCUCCGCUUGCUCCAGUUUUGAUUUCGGGGACAUGGUGUGGUUUCCGCGCAAGAUCUCCGACCUGGACAAGGCCCAGAAUGUGCUCAUGUAUGGCUCCGAUUUGGAUGCCGACCAUCCGGGCUUCAAGGAUCCCGUGUACCGCAAGCGACGCGAACAGUUCUCGGCCAUAGCCAACAAUUUCAAGCACGGCAAUCCCAUUCCACGCGUGCAGUACACACCUGAAGAGGUGAAAACUUGGGGCACCGUUUUCCUUGAGCUGCAUCGCCUCUACGUGUUGCACGCGGUGCCGGAGUACAUGGAGAACUGGCCGGAGCUGGUCAAGUACUGUGGCUACCGCGAGGACAAUGUGCCCCAGCUGCAGGAUGUGAGUGUUUACCUCAAGCGCAAGACGGGCUUUCAGCUGCGACCCGUCGCUGGGUAUCUGUCGCCGCGGGACUUCCUCUCGGGCCUCGCCUUUCGCAUCUUUCACUGCACGCAGUACAUUCGGCACUCCUCAGAUCCAUUCUACACACCCGAACCCGACUGCUGCCACGAGCUGUUGGGGCACAUGCCGCUGCUGGCCAAUUCGAGUUUUGCUCAGUUCUCGCAGGAGAUUGGCUUGGCCUCGCUGGGCGCGAGUGAUGCAGAUAUUGAGAAGCUGGCAACGCUCUACUUCUUCACGGUGGAAUUUGGGCUGUGCAAGCAGGCGGACAGCAGCUUCAAGGUGUAUGGUGCAGGUCUCUUGAGCUCUGUGGCGGAGCUGCAGCAUGCCAUCACCGCGGGACCCAAGAUCAAGAAGUUCGACCCGGAAUUGACGUGCAAGGAGGAGUGCAUCAUCACCUCCUAUCAGAAUGCCUACUACUACACGGACUCGUUCGAGGAAGCCAAGGAGCAGAUGAGAGCCUUUGCUGACAGCAUUCAACGUCCGUUUGGUGUGCGCUACAAUCCCUAUACCAUGAGCGUGGAGGUGCUGUCCAACGCCCAGAAGAUCACGGCAGUGGUGAGCGAACUCAAGGGUGAUCUGAGCAUUGUCUGCUCCGCGCUGCGCAAGAUCUCGGCCACCGAUGACAAUCUGGAUGUGGAGUGCAUAGCCAACAUGCUGCACAACAGCCUCAAUGUGCGUGGCGGGGCAGCAGCUGGCAGCAAGGCCAGCAGUCCCGACAACUCGGACAACUCCACGGCAGAGGAGAACUAAGGGAAGGAACAGCAGAAGGAUACGGAAUAUUUGGGACCAACGCAACUACAAUACAAUCGAAAAUAUAAUCUAUAUGAAUGUCUCUUUGUCUAUAAACUAAUUGUUGUUUA
This is a messenger RNA of Drosophila guanche, 1824 nucleotides long. RefSeq names its product tryptophan 5-hydroxylase 1 (gene Trhn). NCBI's taxonomy places the organism in Eukaryota, Metazoa, Arthropoda, Insecta, Diptera, Drosophilidae. Gene Ontology annotation, cellular component: neuron projection. Gene Ontology annotation, molecular function: iron ion binding; tryptophan 5-monooxygenase activity. The transcript has 7 exons. Gene Ontology annotation, biological process: aromatic amino acid metabolic process; serotonin biosynthetic process. Bases 41 to 1714 code for a protein of 557 amino acids. The record is from RefSeq and is a predicted model, not a curated record.